CCUCCCUCCCUCCUUGCUUGGGGCCGCGGCGGCGGCGGCGGCUCCUCCUCCUCGUGGCGGGGCGAGGGAACGUGGCAGCCGGCGGAGGCGGCCCCGGGGCCGAGAACCGCCCCUCCAUUUUGCACCGGGCGCCGAGCGGGAGGCUGAGGACAAAUUUUGAAGCACAAUGGAAGGUGUCAUUCUGUGAACAGGGAAACCAGCAGGAGGGCAGGAUUGUGUUGCUGAAAAAAACAUGAUGGAAGAGAGCGGGAUAGAGACAACGCCCCCCACGACCCCCCCACCCACCACAACCUGGGCUGCUUCUUCUCCUGCACCCCCAGUCUCACAAGCAGCCCCUCUCCCUGUCCCAAAAGACCCCCCUACGUCCUCUUUUCCUUCUUCCGUCUUCUCCCCCGCCGUACCCCCUCUGGUCUCCUCCCUUCCUUCUGCACCCCCCGCUUCCUUUUUGCCUCCUGCAGCCAUUUGCACAAGCCCCCCUCCUGGGACCUCCAGCCUGCCCUCCGUCGCCGCUCCGAUGACCUCCGCUUUUGGUAACCCCGCGACUCAGUUUCCCGCCGUUUCGCCUCCGCCGAGCUGUGCCCCCGGGCCCCCGGGGUUUUCCGUGCCUCCCACUGGGCCUCCGAUCUCGGGCUUUUCCAUGACUUCCAGUUACGACAUCACUAAAGGCCACGCGGGACGAGCACCCCAGACCCCUCUGAUGCCCUCCUACACAGCUUUGCCCGUCACAGGUGCCUUGGCAAGCCCUUUGUCGCAGCCGGUCCCUAUGGCUGCCUCCACCUUACCAAGCGGCUCUUCCAUCACUUUUCCAGAGGAUCAUGGAGACCCCCAGAGCAUUGGGGUGCACAACGAAGCAUCUGCGGGAGGACUGUGGGGCUUUAUAAAAGGUGUAGCUGGCAAUCCUGUGGUCAAGUCGGUGCUGGAUAAGACCAAACACUCAGUGGAGACCAUGAUCACAACGCUGGAUCCUGGCAUGGCCCCGUAUAUCAAAUCUGGAGGAGAGUUGGACAUCGUGGUCACCUCCCUGAAAGAGAUCAAGGUCGCUGCAGUGAGACAAGCUUUCCAGGAUGUGUUUGGUAUGGCUACCGUAACGGGGGAAGACGGCCACUCCAACAUAGCCCCCCAGCCUGUUGGCUACGCAGCUGGAUUGAAAGGGGCCCAAGAGAGGCUGGACGGUUUACGCAGGACCGGGGUCAUCCACCAGAAGCAACCAGGCGUGUCCGUGGAGAGCUUUAUUGCAGAAUUGCUCCCUGACAAAUGGUUUGAUAUUGGCUGCCUGAUCCUGGAGGAUCCAGUCCACGGGAUUCACUUGGAAAGCUUUACUCAAGCCACACCGAUACCUGUGGAAUACAUACAACAGGCGCAGAGUUUGACCCCCGCGGACUACAACCUCCGAUGGUCGGGCUUGUUGGUGACGGUGGGCGAGGUGAUUGCCAGGAACUUGCCGCACGUCAACUCCACCGACUGGCACGCGGCGUUCACGGGCAUGUCGCGCCAACAGAUGAUCUACAGUGCAGCCAAAGCCAUCGCAGGGAUGUACAAGCAGCGUUUACCGCAAAGGACCGUUUGAACAGAAAAUCGAAAAUACCCCAAGCCCGAAAAAAAAAACCCCCACGGAACCAACAUUUUUAUUGCAGGGUUUGGGGAGGUGGUGGAAAAAACAGUUAUUUACUCAUCCUUUCUCACCCUGGUGCUACCCCAUAGUACGUUGGGCUGGAACUUCUGGGUUUGCAGGCCAGCAUUUUUGAAAAGGCACCAGGUUGGAGAAAGGUUGCAUUGAUUAAAUGCAUUGAGAGAGGUGCACACAUUUCAAUUUAAAAGAAGUAAAGCUGCUGAUAUAUAUUAGUUUUUAAUUAGGGGCUGGAGAAAAGUUGCAUUUGGAAUCAUUGGAAAUCCAAAGUCUGAAAAUUCCCAUUUCUUGGCGUUUUGAUGUUUAAGGAUGGACGACCGUCGGGGUAAAUAUUUGGCCUCGUGAAAUAACCCCUUUUUAAAUUUUGUACCCGUCUGUCUUCAUCCUUAGAGGGGUUAAAAUAGAGGCUGAGGCAACCCAAAUGGGAUUUUUUAAAACAAAGAAGAGAGGAAAAUUCCAGAUUUGUCUAUACCUUGCAAAAGUUAACUCAGAUCCAGUGGACAAUUCUUGGAUCUUCCCCCCCAAAAAUUAAAAAAAUAGGGCAUUAUGGAAUAGUUGUAAUUCAGGGUUCUUUUUCUAUUUUUAGUUUUGUUUUUGUUUUUUUAAAAAAGGUGAGUUUUAUAUGAGACCCCCCCCCCCCCCCCGUUUAAAUCGUUCCAUUUUACGCGAAGGCGUAAAAUGCCUUUGAAACUGAUCAGUUCAGACCUACGGUUCCUAUCGUGGAACUUAAAACGCUGGUUUCAAAAAAACAAUUGAACUGUUCGGUUGAAUUUGAUCCAGAGAUUUUUUUGUUGUUUUUAAACAUUUCAGCAUUUUCUUCCAACACAUCUAUUCGGGGAAUUGUCUUCCGGUUAGAUUUCAGAAUCAAAAUUUACGUAGCCGUCUUAUCGGGGGUUUAGUAAGACAUUAUUGUCCCUUCAAGGAAACCUUUUCCCCGUUGUGUCUCGAGCCAUAUUGCAUUAUAGAAGGACGAUGUAUGGCCACCGUUUAACACAAGCGGAUAAAUUGCAUUUUGUGGGCAGUUAAAUGUAAUCGCUACUUUCCAAAAAGCAGAUUCUUAAUCCCUUUUCUGUCUCUGUUCUCUCUAUCCCAUGUUCUGUACUUGAGAUGCUCUCAAUUCAUAUUUAUAAACUGCUGAGGAAGAGGAUAUUUUGAUAACGUUUAGUACAAGCUUCUCAAAAUUUAUAUUGCUUAAAUCUCUCUCUUUUUUCUAGAGGCUUUCAAAAUACAAUUUUAUAUAGAAUAACCUGGUUAGCCAGUUUCUUAAUAUUUUCCCAAGAAUGUUAACUUUGUUUUGAUGUAAAUCUGAAUUAAAUCAAUACUGCUCCA
Molecule: messenger RNA, 2956 nt
Organism: Pantherophis guttatus
Lineage: Eukaryota; Metazoa; Chordata; Lepidosauria; Squamata; Colubridae
Source: RefSeq, a predicted model, not a curated record